Messenger RNA from Astyanax mexicanus (Mexican tetra), 1867 nucleotides. RefSeq names its product adenosine kinase a (gene adka). Gene Ontology annotation, biological process: purine ribonucleoside salvage. The transcript is spliced from 11 exons. Gene Ontology annotation, cellular component: cytosol; nucleus. The record is from RefSeq and is a predicted model, not a curated record. NCBI's taxonomy places the organism in Eukaryota, Metazoa, Chordata, Actinopteri, Characiformes, Acestrorhamphidae. Gene Ontology annotation, molecular function: adenosine kinase activity. The coding region runs from base 97 to 1182 and encodes 361 amino acids.
CUCCGGCGGUAUCUCUAUCUCUCAUUCCCGCUUGAUCCAGCAAGGUGAGGUGUCAGGGACGCGCGCGCAAAUCAGUGGACGCACAGGUAAAGCACCAUGGCCACAGGAGAGCCCAAAGCAAAGAAAAUCAAACUCGAGGAAAAGACUGAUCUGAUCAGUGAAAAUGCGCUUUUUGGCAUGGGAAACCCCCUACUCGACAUCUGUGCUGUGGUGGACAAGGAUUUCCUUGACAAGUAUGGACUCAAGCCAAAUGACCAGAUUUUGGCAGAGGACAAACACAAGGAAAUGUUUGAUGAGAUCGUCAAGAAGUUCAAAGUGGAGUACCAUGCCGGCGGUGCCACACAGAACUCUGUGAAAGUUGCCCAGUGGAUGAUCCAGAAGCCCCAUAAAGUGGCCACCUUCUUCGGCUGCAUCGGAAAAGACAAGUUUGGGGAGAUCCUGAAGGAGAAGGCGGAGGAGUCUCAUGUGGAUGCGCACUACUACGAGCAGAGCGAGGAGCCCACAGGGACCUGCGCCGCCUGCAUCACCGGCGACAACAGGUCUCUUGUUGCUAAUCUGGCAGCCGCCAACUGUUACAAGAAAGAGAAGCAUCUGGACCUGGAGGAGAACUGGAAGCUGGUGGAGAAAGCCAAAGUCUACUACAUUGCUGGAUUCUUCUUGACUGUAUCGACGGAGUCCAUACUGAAGGUGGCGAAGCACGCGUCCGAGAACAAUAAGAUCUUCACCCUGAACCUCUCUGCUCCCUUCAUCUGCCAGUUCUUCAAGGAGUCUCUUAUGAAGGUCAUGCCCUAUGUUGACGUCCUAUUUGGCAAUGAGACGGAGGCUGCGGCGUUCGCGCGAGAGCAGGGCUUCGAGACAAAAGACAUUGAGGAGAUUUCCAAAAAGGCCCAAAGCUUACCCAAGGUGAACAAGAAAAGGCAGAGAAUCGUGGUCUUCACCCAGGGCAAGGAAGGCACCGUAAUGACCAAAGGUGACAAGGUGGAGACGUUCCCGGUCAUAGAGAUUGACCAGAAGGAAAUUGUGGACACCAACGGAGCUGGAGAUGCAUUUGUUGGAGGUUUCCUGUCGGAGCUGGUGCAGGAGAAGUCUCUGGAGCAGUGUAUCCGUGCCGGACACUAUGCCGCCAACGUCAUCAUUAGACACGCCGGCUGCACAUUUCCAGAGAAGCCCGACUUCCAUUGAAAACAAGUGGACUUCACCGCCCCAGUGUUAACAUGGGACUGAUGCCUUUAUCUUAUUUUUUUUAAUAGUUUUUAAUUGACGAUUUAAUUCUCCUUCACUCCCCCCCCCCUCCUCUCUUCUUCAUCUUUACCCUCUUCGCAUUCAGACUUCUGUGCCUCUGCUUCCUAGCAGCCAGUCCCACGUCAUGAUGUAAUCAUGCAAACAUUUUACUUCAUAACAAACGUGUUUACAACAUUCGCAGCCCACUGCUGCUAUAAAUAGCCACUUGUUUUCUUUUAUACUAAGAUGAGUUUGAUUAUGUUCUGUCCCCUGUCUAGAAAAUAGAAAAAAAUAGAAAAAACAUUAGCAGAAGUCGAGUGUGAUGUUGAUAACCAGCUUAUGUACCAAAAGCCUAGACUCUCUAACACUCGCCAGAAAAGCAGCAGCUUGGGGGGGUCAUUUGAGUUCACAAGAGUUUUUAAAGGCCAGUCUUGCUCUUAAAAAGCCAAAAUGUUUUUCUUCUGUGAGAUGUUCACUUUUAACUGUGUAUAAUAAGGACAUGAAAACCUCUGCAUGCGUUUGUGUGUGUGUGAGUGUGAGUGCGCUGUGUGUUAUGUGGAGUCUGGACUCGUCUGCAUUGUGCAGUUUGAAUACAUAUACUGCCUCUGAUAACUGACUGUAUUAAACCAACCAAUUCAUCACCUCA